Anguilla anguilla (European eel) is the source of this 2382-nucleotide messenger RNA. RefSeq names its product ras-related protein Rab-9A. Gene Ontology annotation, molecular function: GTPase activity; GTP binding. The transcript has 5 exons. Gene Ontology annotation, cellular component: lysosome; phagocytic vesicle; late endosome. Gene Ontology annotation, biological process: Rab protein signal transduction; retrograde transport, endosome to Golgi. Bases 384 to 989 code for a protein of 201 amino acids. NCBI's taxonomy places the organism in Eukaryota, Metazoa, Chordata, Actinopteri, Anguilliformes, Anguillidae. The record is from RefSeq and is a predicted model, not a curated record.
CGGCGCGGACUGGGGCAGCCUCUGUCGAGAGACGCCAUGUCAGAUGAGAGCUGCAAGAAGCCGUACGCUUCGGGAAGGAGAUGCGAUAAAUGAAUAAUACACAAAAACACCUGCAGGAUAUAGCCAAGUAUUGCUACUUGAGCGUUUGAACGGGUAAGAAGCUGAGCACGGGAGACAUGGCCAGUCUGUCAAGGAUAGUAACUUGUAUAGAAAAUGCAGCAAAAAAUGGAAUAUGGAAAAUGCUGACUUGGGCUGAUAAAUGCUGAUGGGAACAGCUGAUGAGUUAGUUCCUCUUGCAGUUUUGAGCAAAGGUGGAUGUUGAAGAUUUCCCCUGAACACUAGAGGACCCACCGCAAUCCCAGAAGUGCCCAGCGGAGAGGCCAAUGGCGUCGAAGUCGUCCCUGCUGAAGGUCAUCCUGCUGGGGGACGGGGGCGUGGGCAAGAGCUCCCUCAUGAACCGCUACGUCACCAACAAGUUCGACACGCACCUCUUCCACACCAUCGGCGUGGAGUUCCUCAACAAGGACCUGGAGGUGGACGGGCGCCUGGUGACCAUGCAGAUCUGGGACACGGCGGGACAGGAGCGCUUCCGCAGCCUCCGGACGCCCUUCUACCGCGGCUCCGACUGCUGCCUGCUCACCUUCAGCGUGGACGACAGCCAGAGCUUCCUCAACCUGGCCAACUGGAAGAAGGAGUUCAUCUACUACGCCGACGUCAAGGAGCCCGAGAGCUUCCCCUUCGUGGUGCUGGGCAACAAGCUGGACGUGGCGGAGAGGCAGGUGGGCGCCGAGGAGGCCCAGCAGUGGUGUCGGGACAACGGGAACCACCCGUACUUCGAGACCAGUGCCAAGGACGCCACCAACGUGGCGGCGGCCUUCGAGGAGGCGGUGCGGCGGGUGCUGGCCGCCGAGGACAGGGCGGAGCACCUCAUCCCCACGGACACGGUCAACCUGCACCGGAAGCCCCGCUCUAGCGCCUCCUGCUGUUGAUUGCCGGCGCGAAACUGCGGUUUUUUUUUUCCUCGUACCCCCCAGCAUGCAACUUGAGGCAUGGCCUAACCCCCCCCCCCCCCCCACCCCCCUCCUCCUCCUCCUCCUCCCCCUCCCCCAGGAAAGAUUGGGGGUACAUUCAGGAGCCAGAACAUCACGUGGAACACGAUGAGAUGAUGGGCGGAGCCCAGAGGUUUAGAGUUUUUCUGAAGGGUGUCGGACAAGCUCUGAACUCCAACUCCCAUCAGCCCCUUUGAGAAAAGCUGUGUGGUGCUUAGCCAGUUGAGCGUGCCCUUGAUUUGUUUGGCAUGAGUACAGCGCUCCCAUCCGCACGUGUCCCCGCUUGGCCUGGCGCCCCUGAGUAAGAAUCCUCAGUGUAAUUAGAAGCUCAUUUAUUCCUGGAUGUGUGGGAUUAUAGGGUGGGGUGUGGAGGGUAGGCUUCUGAAGCCAUAGGGGGGACUUCCAGGUCAACUGUGUAGUAUUUAAUAAAAGUAUAAAUAUUGUCUAACUCUUACAUGUCCUAAUAUAAAGAAAUGACACGGUAAUGGAGGUCUGGAGCUGUUUCUAAUGAUGACGUCAGGAUGUCGGAGAGAACAGCUUCCUUUACGUCACGGUCUGAAGGCCGACAGGAAGAGGCACCUCAGCCGUACUGACUGUUUCCUCCUCCAUAGCAGAAAUUAGUUUGGACCGGGGCCCAAAAUGAGCCCCUCUUGCUUAUUAUGUAGAUCAGAUUUAGAGAUGGAAAAAAACAAUUAAAAGGUAUGUCAAUUUGCUUAAGAUCUAGUAAAAAAUAAAAUAAAUAAAUAACUAAGAAAAAUGAUUUCAAUGUUAAGCUCUGGAACAUAUUUCAUAUGGCUACAUUAUACAUGCUAUCUCAGUUGUCAGAAGAAAAAAUUCUUGGUGUUGAUUAUUUUAAUGAAACAGCAAUUUGUUUACCUUAAAUUGAAGGAUUACACAACGGUGCCAAAUGUAACACUGUCUCUAAUGAAUUGUAACAUAACUCAAUUAUAUUGACUGACUAAAGUAAUUUAUACAGUCUUCCCAUUUUUGUCUGACCUCAGAAGUGUUGGUCACUUUCUAAUAAAAAGCACUAGUGUUCCUACUUUAUAGUACAGAGAUAGACGUUGGACAAAAACAAUUGUUAGCAGGAAUAUUCUUAGUAAGCAGGACUACUCAUCAACCAUGUACUGUUGGGGGGGGGGGGGGGGGGGUGGGGGGGGGACUGUGUGUUCUUUUGGACUUUGCAAAAAAUGUCCUUUUGCCGGCGAGAAUUUGCAAACGCAAGAGGGAAGAGACAUCGGAGCGGAAAAGCCUGGCUGUGUUCUCAUGCAUGAAAAGAUUCUGCUGUUUACAUUACCACUAAUAAACUGAAAAAGAUGUUUUACUGCACAAA